AUGAUCUUGUGUUUCAGGAUGAUUCGAUCAGUAGCGACGGUCGCCUUAUUAGCGACGAUAGCAUUGGCACAAAACAAAGUGACAGAGUUCGAAAAUCCUACCGUAAGUUUAUUUGUUGUUGUAAGAUUUCAAUUUUUAUUUAUUUUUCCUUAACCAACUUACCAUGCCUUACUCUACUUUACCCUAUCCUAUCUUUCUCUACAUUACCCCAAACUCCCCUACCCUACCCUACCUUACUCUACCGUACUAUACUCUGAACAAACCUAUUCUCGCUUACGCUUUUUUCUAUAUUUUUUGUAUUCUUGCAUUACUCAUGCCUCUUUGCCCUACCUUUUCUCUACAUUUGCCUACGUUUGACCGUGCCCUACAUUUUCCAUGCCCUAUGCCUAACUUCACCUUACCCUAGCCUGAGAACCUUAAUCUAAUCUGAGAACUGUACCCUAACCAAACAAUUCAAUUAAUAAGUUCUUCCCAAUUACAGGACUGUGGAAACCAAGCCUCGGACUGGAAGCCAUGUAUCGAGCGUAAGAUCGCCGAUCAAGUAUUCGGAUCAUGUUGUGAACGUUUCGUCCCACCAGAAUGCCGUGGCCUCUGCAUCUACGAGAACCACCCAAUCGAGGCUCGUGUGGUUUUGAUGCACACAAUUCAACCAAGCCGAUGCCGAUUGUACAAAUACUUGAGCUCCAUUGUGCACUGUGCUGCUCAAACUCAUGACAACUCGGAGUGCUGCCGUGACAUGGGCUUGGAGGAUAUCGGAUCUCAAUGCAUGCAGUUGUGCCGACCUCAGGUAUGGUUUUAUUAUUUUUAAACUGAAAAUUUAAAGUUUUGAUACUAAAAUUGGUAUUAAGAGGUUUCAAAAAGUCUUGUCAUCAAUUGACAUGGUUUUGUUUGGCGAAAAAUGACAAAACUUUUUGCGCCAUUUUACAAUAUAGGCUUUGUAAAAUUUUAAACUUGAAACAUAAGAAGUGAUAACAAUGAAAAUUUUAAAAUUUUAAAAAAUCACCCCAAAAUAAAAAAGUUUAAAAAAAAUUACCCCGCCCAUUUACAGGCCAACCCACGCCAACUGUGGGGUGCCAAAUCGCUACGCAAAGACCUGGUUCAAUGCUUGUCCAAAUGGGACCAGGUAAUGCAUUGUCAUCAAUCUGGUCUCCGUGCUCGCAAAAUCAACGUCCAAAACGACUCGCCCGAUUCAUUGAAACACGUUUAA
Bursaphelenchus okinawaensis is the source of this 1207-nucleotide messenger RNA. The record is from the annotation of a GenBank genome assembly. Lineage: Eukaryota; Metazoa; Nematoda; Chromadorea; Rhabditida; Aphelenchoididae.